Molecule: messenger RNA, 623 nt
Organism: Thlaspi arvense
Lineage: Eukaryota; Viridiplantae; Streptophyta; Magnoliopsida; Brassicales; Brassicaceae
Source: the annotation of a GenBank genome assembly
AGAAGAUCUCGCCGUCGAUUUCCACAUGUGGAAUGUUCAAUACCUUGAAGAGCUCUGUUUCUGCUUCCGUCAACAAUGGACAUGAGCUUAUUCGGAGGCAGGACAAGGAAGGAGGAAGAAGAUCUUCAUCUAUGGAUAUCCGUAGCUUAUCACAGCCGUUGAUCUCCAGCGUCUCUAUAGCCUUUGUAUCAGUCUCGAGAUUCUCGAAACGGCUUAUCCUCAGAGUAAAAAGACCUUUUGGCAGUAACCCUUCAUCUGGAAACGAUUCAACGUCUUCGUUCCCUCCUUCGAUCUCCAGAUUUCGAAGAUUCUCCAGAUCUCUCAACCCCCACUCGAUCCUCGGCGUGAGCUUGUCGCAUAGGUUGAUGCACAGUGUUCGGAGAUUACUCGGGAAUCCCCCACCAGGGAUCGUUUCGAUUAGUGGGCAUUUGAUUAUGAACAGCGACAACAGAGAAGUGAGCCCGAACAAUUUCUCCGGCAAUGCUCGGAGAUUCUUGCAGUUUGAGAGUAACAUCGAAGAGAGCUUCGGCGUUGGGAGUCCUCCUUGCGGGAGGAUUUUCAGAUUUGGGCAAUCCCUAAUUUCCAGCGACUCGAGUGCGAUUCGAUCGUCUCCGAGUCCGGCG